GAACGUCCACAUCUUGAUCUGAAGUAUCAUAACCUAUUAGAAACACAAAAAACGCAUAAUUUAUGCAAAAAUGGAUUUGGAAGACGUUGUAAUAAACGCACCGAUUAUGAACGCUUUGGAAAAUGUGGACAUUCCAGAGAGAAGAAGACGAAGAUUUCACAUCCGGGAAGAUCCUUUCGAAUUAAGUAACAAAGAAUUUGUGCAAUUAUUCCGACUCAAUAAAGCUGCUGCAACAAAAUUAAUAGAAAUUGUUGAGCCACAUUUGGCUCCUCAAACGAGAAUAUCUGCUAUAAAUUUGACAACAAAGGUUACAACAGCAUUACGCUUUUUCGCGAGUGGAUCGUAUCAAUUGAACAUUGGUAAAAAUAUUUACAUGGGUGUUAGUCAGCCAACAGUCUCUCGCUGCAUCCAUGAAAUUAUUAAUGUUGUAUCGAGAGAAGAAAUUAUGAACGAGUGGAUUAAGUUUCUUAGUACAUUAGCAGAAUUGAAUGAACUGCGAGCACAAUUCUACAGAAAAUUUGAAUUCCCAGGUACAAUAGGCUGCAUUGAUUGUACCCAUGUUGCUAUUUUUCCACCGGCGAAUAAUAAUGUUCAUCCGGAACAUAUAUACAUAAAUAGGAAGGGGUACCAUUCAAUAAAUACUCAAUUGAUAUGUGACUGGCGCUUGAGAAUUAUGCACAUCAAUGCACGUUAUCCUGGGAGCAUUCACGAUACAUUUAUAUGGAAUAAUUCCAAUGCAAAAACCGCUAUGGUUCAUCUAUAUAGGCGCUUUCCACAGAAAAAUUUCCAUUUAUUAGGUGAUUCAGGGUAUUCUCUCAGGCCUUGGAUGAUGACUCCUAUAAUAGGUGCUGUUGAAGGUAGUCCAGAAGCUCUAUAUAAUAGAAAACAAAUGCGAUGUCGUGCAUUGGUAGAACAAUGUAAUGGACUUCUGAAAAUGCGGUUCAGAUGUCUUUUGAAGCAUCGAGUACUUCAUUACUCUCCACCAACAGCAUCUAAAAUUAUAUAUACGUGUGCUGUUUUACACAAUAUGUGCAUUGACCAAAAUGUGCCACUGGACCUAAAUGACGAUAAUGAAGAUAUAGACUUUGGGAUGUAUAACGAAAAUCAUAUUGCAAACGAAAGAAAUAUGGUUGAAAGAAACGUUCGUAGAAUUGAUGCAGAUCUUGCAGCUGGUAGAA
This is a messenger RNA of Temnothorax curvispinosus, 1178 nucleotides long. RefSeq names its product putative nuclease HARBI1. The record is from RefSeq and is a predicted model, not a curated record. The annotation marks the transcript as partial. Lineage: Eukaryota; Metazoa; Arthropoda; Insecta; Hymenoptera; Formicidae. The transcript is spliced from 6 exons.